This is a messenger RNA of Apiotrichum porosum, 1932 nucleotides long. RefSeq names its product glycoside hydrolase 15 protein (gene GLA1). The transcript is spliced from 2 exons. Gene Ontology annotation, biological process: polysaccharide catabolic process. The record is from RefSeq and is a predicted model, not a curated record. Gene Ontology annotation, molecular function: starch binding; glucan 1,4-alpha-glucosidase activity. Gene Ontology annotation, cellular component: fungal-type vacuole. Lineage: Eukaryota; Fungi; Basidiomycota; Tremellomycetes; Trichosporonales; Trichosporonaceae. The coding region runs from base 1 to 1932 and encodes 643 amino acids.
AUGCGCUCGUACUCUUCGCUCCUUCUUCUUGGAGCCACUGCCCUCAAGGGGGCAAGUGCCCUUCCGUCUCGCAACGUUGUCGGCGACAAGCACAUCCAGAAGCGUGAUGUUGCGUCGUGGUUGACCACCGAAGUUCCCUACGCCCAGGAGCGUCUUCUCUGCAACAUCGGUGCCAGCGGAUGUGCGGCGUCGGGUGCCUCCUCGGGUAUCGUCAUUGCCUCACCUUCCAAGUCCAGCCCCGACUAUUGGUAUACAUGGACCCGUGACUCUGCACUGGUCUUCAAGCAGAUUGUGGACCAGUUUGUCCAAAGCUACGACAGCAGCCUCGAGACCGAGAUCCAGAACUACAUUAUCUCUCAAGCUGCCCUCCAAGGCGUGUCGAACCCUUCGGGUUCACUCUCUGGCGGUGCUGGUCUCGGCGAGCCAAAGUUCAACGUCGACAUGAGCCAGUUUACCGGUUCUUGGGGUCGUCCCCAGCGCGACGGUCCUGGUCUCCGCGCCACGGCCAUGAUCGGCUAUGCCAACUGGCUGGUCGACAAUGGGUACACUUCCACCGCCCUGAACGUUGUUUGGCCCGUCAUCCAGAACGACCUGGCCUACGUUGCCCAGUACUGGAACUCUACCGGUUACGACCUGUGGGAGGAAGUUAGCGGCUCGUCGUUCUUCACCACUUCGGCUCAGCACCGCGCCCUCGUCGACGGUGCCGCCCUUGCUACGGCACUUGGCACCUCGUGCUCGGCUUGCACGACCAUUGCCCCGCAGAUCCUCUGCUUCCUCAACAGUUACUGGCAGUCGAGUGCCGGCUACGUCGUCGUCAACACUCAGUCUGGCCGUACUGGCAAGGACUGCAACUCGCUCGUCACUUCCAUCCACGCGUUUGACAUCAAUGCGGGCUGUGACGCGUCGACGUUCCAACCCUGCUCGGACCGUGCGCUCGCCAACCACAAGGUCGUGACCGACUCGUUCCGCAGCAUCUACUCGCUCAACUCGGGCAAGGCCGCGGGAACCGCCUGCGCUGUCGGUCGCUAUCCCGAGGACUCGUACUACAACGGUAACCCCUGGUUCCUCUGCACGCUCGCCGCCGCCGAGCAGCUUUACGACGCCAUCCUCACCUGGCAGAAGCAGGGCUACAUUCAGGUCACCUCGACUUCGCUCGCCUUCUUCACCGACCUCGUUUCGGGUGUGACUGCUGGCACUUACCAGUCGUCGUCGUCCACGUACACCUCCAUUAUCAACGCCGUGCAGACGUACGCCGACGGCUAUGUUCAGAUUGUCGCCACGUAUGCCGACAGCAACGGCGGCCUGUCCGAGCAGUUUGACAAGUCGACCGGUGCCCAGACGUCGGCCGCCGACCUGACCUGGUCGUACGCCGCGCUCCUCUCUGCCGCCAACCGCCGUAACGGCAUUGUGCCCCCGGCAUGGGUGGGUUCGCUCGGCACCUCGCUCCCUUCCACUUGCUCCGCCACCUCGAUCUCGGGCUCGUACACCUCCGCAUCGGCCGCAACCAGUUUCCCUGCCUCGCUGACCGCCACCGGCACCGGCGGUGCGACUAGCACGACGCCCACGGCGACGUCUGCCACGUCCACCAAGACCACCACCAGCACGACCGCCUCGGCAACCUGCACCGCCGUCGCCGUCACGUUCAACGAAGUCGUGACAACCGUCUACGGCCAGACCAUCAAGAUUGCAGGCAACGUCACGGCGCUCGGUAACUGGGCGCCGAGCUCGGCCGUCGCCCUCUCCGCUGCCAGCUACACGUCCUCGAACCACCUGUGGUUCGCCAACGUCAACGUGUCCCCCGGCCAGACCAUCCUGUACAAGUUUAUCAACGUCGCGUCAGACGGCACAGUCACGUGGGAGAGCGACCCGAACCGCUCGCUCACGGUGUCGAGCUCGUGCACGGCCGUUGUUGUCAACGACACCUGGCGUUAA